AUGCUCGUAUCGGGAAGUCACAAUAAGCCUUUGGCCGAACAACGACGAAUUAGACGAACGAAUCACCCACCAACCGGAUUUGAACGAGUAUUGGAUCAUCUUCUUAGCAAUGAUGAUCGUUAUUUAAGGAUCGAGUCGACACGAACGUCUAUCAAUUUUAACCGAACGAAAUUUCCGCAUUUCGGUAAUGGAAUGUCGAGAGAUGCUAAUCGUACGGCAAGAAGGUUUCACUCGGGCCAAAUAGAAGUCUCGCUUAAGAAAUAA
Molecule: messenger RNA, 264 nt
Organism: Paraglomus occultum
Lineage: Eukaryota; Fungi; Glomeromycota; Glomeromycetes; Paraglomerales; Paraglomeraceae
Source: the annotation of a GenBank genome assembly